UUGCGAGCGUGGAGAGUGAGGUGAGCGGGCCGACUCUCCACAGCCGCCGCCGCCGCCGCCAUGAUCAAGAAGUUCGACAAGAAAGAUGAGGAGUCGGGCAGCGGCUCCAACCCUUUCCAGCAUUUGGAGAAGAGCGCGAUCCUCCAGGAGGCUCGUAUCUUUAAUGAGACCCCCAUAAACCCAAGAAGAUGUCUACAUAUCCUUACCAAGAUACUGUACUUAUUGAACCAGGGUGAACAUUUCGGAACGACCGAAGCCACAGAAGCCUUCUUCGCAAUGACCAGGCUAUUUCAGUCCAACGAUCAAACCCUAAGGAGAAUGUGUUACCUGACUAUCAAAGAGAUGGCCAACAUUUCGGAGGACGUUAUCAUUGUCACCAGCAGCUUGACCAAAGACAUGACGGGGAAAGAAGACGUCUACCGAGGCCCAGCCAUUCGAGCCCUGUGCAGGAUCACAGAUGGCACGAUGCUGCAAGCCAUCGAGAGGUACAUGAAGCAAGCCAUUGUCGACAAAGUCCCCAGUGUGUCCAGCUCAGCGCUGGUGUCAUCUUUGCACCUGGUGAAGAUCAACUACGACGUGGUCAAGCGGUGGAUCAACGAAGCCCAAGAAGCCGCUUCUAGCGACAACAUCAUGGUGCAGUAUCACGCUUUGGGGCUGCUGUACCAUCUCCGGAAGAACGACCGUCUGGGCGUUUCCAAGAUGCUGAACAAGUUCACGAAGUCGGGCCUCAAGUCCCAGUUCGCCUACUGCAUGCUUAUCCGGAUAGCCAGCCGGCUCCUGAAGGAGUCCGAAGAGGGGCACGACAACCCACUGUUCGAUUUCAUUGAAAGCUGCCUACGGAACAAACACGAGAUGGUGAUUUACGAGGCGGCCUCUGCGAUCAUCCAUCUCCCGAACUGCACGGCCAGGGAACUGGCGCCGGCCGUCUCUGUGCUCCAGCUCUUCUGCAGUUCCCCCAAGCCCGUCUUGAGGUAUGCAGCGGUGCGGACUCUCAAUAAGGUGGCCAUGAAGCACCCCUCCGCCGUGACGGCCUGCAACCUGGACCUGGAAAACCUGAUCACCGACUCGAACCGCAGCAUCGCCACCCUGGCCAUCACCACCCUCCUGAAGACGGGCAGCGAGAGCAGCGUGGACAGGCUCAUGAAGCAGAUCUCGUCCUUCGUGUCCGAGAUCUCCGACGAGUUCAAGGUGGUGGUGGUCCAGGCCAUCAGCGCGCUCUGCCAGAAGUACCCGCGCAAACACAUCGUGAUGAUGACCUUCCUCUCCAACAUGCUCAGGGACGACGGCGGCUUUGAGUACAAGCGCGCCAUCGUGGACUGCAUCAUCGGCAUCAUCGAGGAGAACCCCGAGAGCAAGGAGUCGGGCCUGGCGCACCUCUGCGAGUUCAUCGAGGACUGCGAGCACACAGUGCUGGCCACCAAGAUCCUCCACCUGCUGGGCAAGGAGGGGCCCAGGACCCCCGCCCCCUCCAAGUACAUCCGCUUCAUCUUCAACCGGGUGGUGCUGGAGAACGAAGCCGUCAGGGCCGCUGCCGUGAGCGCCCUGGCCAAGUUUGGUGCCCAGAACGAGAACCUCCUGCCCAGCGUCCUGGUGCUCCUGCAGAGGUGCAUGAUGGACAGCGACGACGAAGUCCGCGACCGAGCCACCUUCUACCUGAACGUCCUGCAGCAGAGGCAGCUGGCCUUGAACGCCGCCUACAUCUUCAACGGCGAGACGGUGUCCAUUCCCGGGCUGGAGAAGGCCCUGCACCAGUACACCCUGGAGCCCUCGGAGAAGCCUUUCGACACGAAGUCCGUGCCGCUAGCCACCGCCCCCAUCUUCGAGCAGAAAACAGAAAUCUCUCUGGUGGCCAGCAAGCCAGAGAAAGUGGCUCCUUCGCGGCAGGACAUAUUCCAAGAGCAACUGGCCGCCAUCCCAGAGUUCAAGAACUUGGGCCCGCUCUUCAAGUCGUCCGAGCCCGUGCAGCUGACCGAGGCUGAGACGGAAUACUUCGUCCGCUGUAUCAAGCACGUCUUCUCGAACCACAUCGUCUUCCAGUUCGAUUGCACGAACACCCUCAACGACCAGCUCCUGGAACGGGUGACGGUGCAGAUGGAGCCCUCGGAAGCCCACGACGUGCUGCGCUGCGUCCCGGCCCCCAGCCUUUCCUACAACCAGCCGGGCAUGUGCUACACCCUGGUCCGCCUGCCCCUGGACGACCCCACGGCCGUGGCCUGCACUUUUAGCUGCACAAUGAAGUUCACUGUCCGCGACUGUGACCCCAACACGGGCAUGCCAGACGAAGACGGAUACGAUGACGAGUACGUGCUAGAAGACUUGGAGGUCACUCUGUGCGACCACAUCCAGAAGGUCCUGAAGCCCAACUUUGCGGCCGCUUGGGAAGAACUGGGGGACGACUACGAGAAAGAGGAGACCUUCGCGCUCAGCUCUAUAAAGACCCUGGAGGAGGCCGUCAGCAACAUUGUGAAGUUCCUGGGUAUGCAGCCGUGCGAGCGAUCCGAUAAAGUGCCGGAGAACAAGAAUUCCCACACCCUUUACCUGGCGGGUGUGUACAGAGGCGGCUCAGACGUCCUGGUGAGGGCCAGGCUCGCUCUUGGCGAUGGCGUGACGAUGCAAGUGACAGCCCGGAGCCGAGAAGAAACCCCAGUGGACGUCAUCCUGGCUUCUGUCGGCUGAAGGCCCGGCUGCUCCGGACGGGAGCACAUCCCACGGCUCCCCCUCGUCCCUUCUCGCAGGCCCGGCUCUAAGGAUCCACCCUGCAUGUUUCUCUGUUUGCCUUUCCUGUGGUCCGUUUUUCUUCUCGGUGGAACUGGCUGCUGCCGCCCGUCUCUCCGGCGUUACUGUAUCAGGGGGCCGAGCUGUGAGACACCUACAUUCCUGUGUGUAAUAUUGUCUCUAUCGCAACAGUGGAAAAAACGUUUGGGGAGCCCUGGAAGAGUCGUCGUCUUUUUUUUUUUUAAUCGAAGCUCACACUCUCUGAAAUGGACUUUUAUUAACAGAAAAUAAAAGGUGGGUUAUUCUGGCCUCGGCGCCACAGCGAGACCAGUCUGUUAAAGCCGCCGCCUUGUCAAUACGGCAGCAUUCCGAGUCCUGCGAGGGAAUAUAUUGCAUUCCUGUGGGUGUGGGUGAGAGGAAUGGAAGAUGCUGUUGCUUUGAAUGCUCUCCUGGCCUGGCCGGGGGAGGAGAGGGGCUCAGCCAUUUGAGCCUCACAACAACCCUGUGAGGUAGGUCAGGUUGAAUUAACAGAUCGUCGCCUGAGAACUUUCUCCAAGUGGUUUUAUGUACACGGGGGGGGGGGGGGGCACAUCUUGCCGGGUGGUCAUCAGUGGAGUUUGGGAGCAGAACAGAAGCCAGAGCACCAGGAGUUCUGCAGGCCAG
Molecule: messenger RNA, 3378 nt
Organism: Gekko japonicus
Lineage: Eukaryota; Metazoa; Chordata; Lepidosauria; Squamata; Gekkonidae
Gene: COPG2
Product: coatomer protein complex subunit gamma 2
Exons: 24
Coding region: 61-2676 (871 amino acids)
Biological process (GO): protein secretion; endoplasmic reticulum to Golgi vesicle-mediated transport; intracellular protein transport
Cellular component (GO): endoplasmic reticulum; Golgi membrane; endoplasmic reticulum-Golgi intermediate compartment
Molecular function (GO): structural molecule activity
Source: RefSeq, a predicted model, not a curated record